CCGAGGCGAUCUUCCCCGCGCAAGCCCUAACGGAGCCGUUUGCCGCCGAGCGUUACCCCGGCCCAGUUGCUCCUGCAGCCACCACCCCUCUAGACCUAAAAAUAAGUCCCGAUCCUGGGUCCCUACCCACCCCGCCAGCCUCCCCCUGCCCUGGGGGUCUCCGAGGCGGCUCAGGCCCCAGGGCCUCGGUCCAAUUAGCCGCCAGUGGGAGCCCCCGCCCUUCCUCCGCCACUUAAAGUGCGGUGGGGUCGCCUCGGAGCACGUCCUCGCGCGAAGAGCAGCGGUUCUAGCAACAGCCUCUUCCUGGCGGGUUUUUUUUUUUUUUUUUUUGGCCUGUUUUUUUCGUCCCAGUGAAUUUGGAGCAGCUUUGCUUUGCAUUUGACUCCCGUCACUGCUGUAGUAGCCGGCUCUCCUGCAGAGCCGCUCCGGCCCGUUUGAGGCUUCCUCAGGUGGCGCAGCUCGCGGGGUGCGGCUCCGGGCCGAGGCAGGGGAGCGCGGCGGGGGCACCAUGCCUGCCACCUUCUUCGGGCGCUGCCUGGUGCGCCUGCUGCUGCUGCUGCUCUGCACCAGCCUCUCGGGCGGGAACUCUGCAGAUCCAGCUAUGACAACACAAGAUUCCAAUCAGACUCAGGUGAAUUCUGUGACUAAGAUGUCCGUGACUGGACAUGAAUCAUCUGAUGCUGCCACGCAAGAGUUCAAGCCAGGAAACAAGCUGAGCGUUGAUCUCUCAGAGUAUGUGAUAGUCCUGCCUGGUCCAUCUGAAAAAAAUAUCUCUGUGGCCAGUCCAACUGAAGUUGAUCUUACAUGCAAAUUAGAUGAGAAUUCCAAUUUGAAAAAUCCUCAAGUGACAUGGAAAAAGGGAAGUGAAACAAUCAGUCACACCAGUAAAGCUCCAAACAGCUGGACCAUCAAAGUGACCAUCUCAGAGAGCAGUCACCUGGGAAGUUACACUUGUUUUCUGAAGGCUGAAAAAGAAAUCAGUGCUACAUUUCAUUUGAGUGUACCACCUAUAGAUGGAAGAGAAAAACCCGUAAUCGCUUAUAUAGGAGAUACAGGUGUAAUGGUUUGUAAAACCGAGUAUCAUCCCAGGGCUUGGAAGUGGUUUAUGACCAAUGGAACCGAGCUGGCUUCCAUUGAUAAGGUUUUGCCUAAAGACAAGUAUGAAAUUCUGAGCCGAUCUGCCAGUGAAAGCCGUUUGGAGAUACACAAGCUCACUGUGGCAGAUACUGGCGAAUAUUGGUGUGAAGCUGAUUUUGUAUUAGGGCCCAGUAAAGCGAGGUUUGAAGUUAGAGUUCUGUCCGUCGCAGAACCUCUCAAACCCUUUAUAGCAGUUGUGGCUGAAGUUGCUAUUCUUGUAACUCUUAUUGGACUCUAUGAGGUGUAUUCAAAGAAAAGGAAAGCAAAAGGAGGUGAAAAAGAAUUUGACCAAAUUGAGCAACUUAAAUCGGGAGACAACGUAACUGAGAAAGACAAGUAGUUCUAUGCAGAGAGUGAAGGUUCCUUUAAAGGAGAUUUAAGCCAAUAGAAGUAGAAAUCAUCAUAAAGUUACAGAAGAUGUAUGCAGCCACUUAAACAUUCAGUAUAUUUUGAAGUAAAAUCCUCUACAUUUGAGAAACAAGAUGUUUUUAAAAUAGCUCUGAAACUACUCAUUUUGUACUGAUGAUAAUACAAUGUAUUGUAUUUAGAUGUUUAUCUGUAACACUUUACUGCCAGCAGGGCAUUUUUUUGUGAUUAGGCUUGCUGUUGGUUUAUGAUUGAUCUGUUUGAUUUUUAUCUCCCAAAUUUGAGCUAGUGUUGUAUUCAUUGAAAAAAUGGUUAAUAUAGAGUGGUUAUAUUAUCUGAGUGUUAUAAAACUGGAUAUGUACAAUCAAAAAAGUAUUCCACCAAAGAAAAUGCCUUUUACUAGCUGAUGAAGCAAAUGUGAUGCAGCUGUUUUUACCAAAGAAAUGGUGAAAGGGGAGUCUUUAUCAGGACUUAAAUGAAACAUUGAGAGAGUUGCAAUUGCUGUGAAUAGUAAAAUGUGUUCAUUCUAAUUUAUCUUAGCUUUAUUCUUAGUUCUACUAUAUUGUAGUCCUCAAUAGGCUAAACAUUUAGAUACCAUAUAGCUCAGAUAUUUCAGAGUUGAUGAAAGAAGUAUUGAGGAAACAGUACCUUCUCAGACUAAAACUGGAAUAAUUCCUUAUGCUUGAAAAACUUAACUGCACUCUGUGGGUCUGCAAAAUCAGUUUGGUUAUUAUAGUUUAUAUGGAGUGCCUAAUUUUCAGGAAUAUACCUGUAUAAGCUUCUGAUCAUACACUGUCUAGUUGGUACUUCUGCUUCUUUCAGCAAGCUGUUGUUUCUCACACUCCUUGCAAAGCACAGAGUGGGUCUUGAGCAGCUAAAAUUUUCAGGAUAAUAGGAUGAAGCAGCAUAAAUACAUACCACUACUACUCUUACACAAAAAAUUUAACGCUGCUGUUAAUGACCUACAGUAUCUUAUGUGACUUACAUACUUUAGAAGAGUGUGUUGCCAUAAUACUGUUUAGUUAUAUUAUGCAUUCAGCAAUUGAAAAUGUGUAGCUAAUAAGAAGACAGUUGGUUGCAUCAGUUGUCUUUGCUUGAAGUAAUUGAAGCUUCAAUUUUGAGAGGAGGAAGUCAUCAGAAAAAUAUCUUUUCUCCAUAAAAAUGUAAGGAAAAAGACAGCACUUGCAGACUCCAUAAGAAAGUGAAAGAAAAAAAAAUACACAAUACUUCUUUGUAUUGGUCAUUUUUCUUUGAACAUAAAGGAAUGUAGAAAAAAAUAGAUAAACCAAAUUUAAUUUCCUUCCUUGAUUUUUUUUUCUAUUUUACUGUUCUUAGGGGUUUGAAAAAUAUCAGAAAUCCUAGCAUUGGCUGUUUUGUUGGAAAUAGGAGAUAAAAUCCAGUGUGACAUAGGCUUUUUUGUUUUCAUAAUUUAUUUUCCAGUUUCAAGAACUACAAGUUAAGGUCCAAAUAAGACACAAUGAGAAUUAUAAAACCAUUGGGUGAUUGACUGUAAGGAGUGGACACUGAUAAAGAUUCCCCUUGCUUAGAUACUGUGUUUAUUGUAUUUUGCCUUGGACUUUCUAUGAACUAUUAAAACCAGAAUGCAUCUACAGUUUUUUAUAUUAAUUUCUCAUUGAUAUAAUUGAUACUUUUAUUGCAGCAAGUAAGUGUGGGCAGUUUUAAAAUGUUUACUUCUGGUAAACAUUCGUAAAUUUUUUGGCACAUUUCAGAGUUUGUAGUAAUGUGUUUCCUGUAGGCAGUUAAAUAGUAAAAAAGAUAGUUUUACUUUAGAGAGCUAAGAAUUACAUUCUGAAUAAAGCAGUAUUAGUAUAUUUUGCAAUGGAAAUGAGGCUAGAUACUGUCUGGAAAGAAAACCUGCCAGUUAAUCAAAAAUGGUAAUCUUUCUGCCUUCAUGUAGCAUUCCUACCUGAUCUUGCAGUUGGGCUGUAAAGUCUUCGCUAACAUAGGCGACUUAUACAGAGAGAGAAUUUUUUGGCAUUAGCAGGGAAAACCUGGAUUAAGCAUGGAUUUUGGAAGCAGCACAUCUUAGAUCUUUUAAGACUAUAUAAGCUUGGUCAGACUGGCUGCUGAAACUAUGGCUUUGCCUUGACCUGCCUCUAGCAUGUUCUCCUUACUUUUUCUAAGGGGUUUGGUGUUUAUUUUUAGGUUGGUGAGUAGUUUUUCGUCAUAAGAGGUUUUACUCUAUGCAUGUUCUCCUAGGUUUAAAUCCUUCUGGGCUGCCCUGUGGAGGGGAAGAACAAACAAUAUUAAAUGGUAAAUAUUAAGUAAUUGGCAUAAUUAAUGGUCAGCUUCAAUGGCAUAACCUCUGCUUUCUUGCUCCAGUUACCACCAGAAGCUCUGGAAAUCUUGAAAUUUAUCUUUUGAGAAGUAUGUGUUGUGUAUGUUCAAAACAUUCCCAGUGUAGUUGCUUUAUGAUCUUAGCAUUGAAUAGAACAAAAACUUCAUAACUUUAAAAAACCUUAAAACUCUAGGCAGUGAUUUUUGUUUUUUUUUUUUUUGUUUUUUUUUUUUACUUCAUUCAAGCCAGGAGGUGCCAAAUAAGAUCCAAAAAAUUUGUGAAAUUUGUUUCAAACAGCAGUUGGAGCUAAGUGUAAGGAUCCACAGAAUUGGUUUUAAUAACAAAACAUUAACAGGCUUACAUUGGUAGACUGAAUCUUAACUACAACUGUUAGGCAAAUUUUGUCUUCCAAGAUUAAAACCUUUUCUUGCAAGAGGGGAUAUUUUACUGGAUUUUAGACCAGCAAAAGCCUUACCAGUUUCAUAGCGGAAAAGGUUGAAAUCUGCAAAAGAAUCCUGAAGGCCCGUUUCCUAACAGUUUAAGCUGCUACACUGCAAAUUCUUCCUGCCCUUAAGUCCAAAGUAGACACAAAUAGCUGUGAGACCAAAUUCCUAGUGAAGAUGGGGGUUCAAAUAGAACUGCAUUAAUAUUUCUUUAGUAUGGAGACCUAAGCAUUACCCUGCAGUUGUUCAGCAAAAUUGAUUAGCUGUGGUUCCUUUGAUUCACAUAAUCUGGGGAAGAGAGGGACAGCUCAUCAGUACUGAUGUUGCUACUGGAAUCAGCACCUGUGUGCCUCUGACUCUUUUUCGGCCAGAAAUUUAGGUUUAUAUUCUGCCUUUAAAUUGUGCCUCGGAGCCUUUGAAUAGUUGACUGAGCAAUGAAACAUUGCUGAGCAAUGAAAAUUGAAAAGAAACUGAUUAGUACAUUAGGGGCAGGGGAGGUUUUUGAGAUGCAUGGCACCCUAAGUGUUGAGCUACCUAGCACGUGUUGUCUCACUACAAUUAGCUGCAUGAUGAUUCAGUUCUAGCUGGAAGCUCCCCUGAAACAGGAAGGUGUGGAUAGUGAGGAAGCAACUAGAUGUGAGGACAUUUGAGGAACAUGGGAAGGAAUGGCAUUGUGGUGUUGUGUAGGGUCCUGAGGGACAGAAAGCAGAAGUUGAGGUGACUUACAAUUAGACAUGUACAGGGAAGACUGAAUGCAAAUCUGUAGGAGAAAACAUGUUUUCAGUUGUACCACUCAGACUGUGUAGGAAGUUUUGUACAGCAGCUCAAAACAAUCUGCCGUUGCUGAACGCUUGGACAGAUGAAAGCACAAAGCUAAAUGAGAUAUCUCAUAAAGAGAACCAGAAGUUACAUGCUUAGAAAAUACUUCUCUACUAGUUUAACAGUUUUGUAGUCUUGUUACUUCAAUAUGCUAGAAUGUGCAUAAUUCUUUGUGAAAAAAUAAACCACCAAGUUCCAAACUUUACAGCUUCUAAUGGGAGGUCUUGAUUUGUCAAAAUUUACUGUUGGUAAUUGAGUUCACCUAUGUAGUUGUAUAAUGUUUGUUCUGUCAUACCCAAAAUUCUGCCCAAAAACUUCCUUACAGAAACUUCAUCUGCUUUUUUUUUGUGUUCAGCUUUAUAUUUAACCAAAGAGAUUUUGUGGUUUUUUAUUACUUAGUAUGUUUCUAUCAACUAAUUUGCUGAAUUAUUUUCAGAUAGAUACUAAAAGUUAGCAGUGCCUUGAAGGAAGAUGUUUGUUUACCAUAGUCAAUUUUGUUUUUCACAAUAUGUUUGUUAAAAGUUUUCCUCUGAAACUUGACAGCAAAAUCUGUUUGUCUAGUAAAGGACUACUAAGCCUAAUGCUUCUUUCACACUUGCCUUAUUUUACAUUCUGAUUUUAUAUUCUGUGCUCACAUGACUGUUCCCUUGUAUUACUUAAGCAAAUGGAAAUACCCUGUUUGUUUGAUACAUAUCACAUAAUGAGGAUGGUAGUUACGAAUAGUAUGAAUUGAUAUGUAUAUUUUGAAAUAAUUUCAAUAAGUAUGACCAUAAAGUGAUGGUGAUCUGAUGCCUGGUGUCAUAGAGAAACAAAAACUCCGUAACAAAAUCAAACUCCUCUUUUUUAAAUUUUUUUUUUAAUUUAUUUACUUCUCCAUACCCUCAGAUCUUUAGACCCAGACUUCACAUUUUCUUGAUUACCCAACUGUCUUUACUAGAUCUGUAACAUUCUAGAUGGAAAUUCCCAAAGAUAAAUAAAAUCCAAGUAAUUCCUUUUAAAAUGCA
This is a messenger RNA of Melospiza melodia melodia, 6068 nucleotides long. It is a transcript of the gene EMB, whose product is annotated as embigin. The coding region runs from base 509 to 1477 and encodes 322 amino acids. Gene Ontology annotation, cellular component: cell-cell junction; plasma membrane. Gene Ontology annotation, biological process: cell-cell adhesion. The transcript is spliced from 10 exons. The record is from RefSeq and is a predicted model, not a curated record. NCBI's taxonomy places the organism in Eukaryota, Metazoa, Chordata, Aves, Passeriformes, Passerellidae. Gene Ontology annotation, molecular function: cell adhesion molecule binding.